Messenger RNA from Physella acuta, 1134 nucleotides. RefSeq lists its product as uncharacterized. The record is from RefSeq and is a predicted model, not a curated record. NCBI's taxonomy places the organism in Eukaryota, Metazoa, Mollusca, Gastropoda, Physidae.
CCGCAGUACCUGACGAGGGACGACGCGAGGACCAACCAUCGGCCAGGUACGCCAUCACUCAAGGGCGAACAGUGUGCCAGAUAAGCCGUGUCCACUUCAGUGGUUCACUUUACCAGGAAAUCAACAGCUCAGGAUAUUGCUAUCCUGUGGAUAACUGGAUUAGUGUGGGGGAGGACCAACAAUGUCGUCACACAAAGGGAAAUACAUCCUGCUAGUGCUAGCAGCUCUCUACGUCUGCUCCAGUACUGCCGCCAGCACGGCUGUGGCCUACAAGUUCUGCUACACCAUCUUGAACCAGAGCAAGGAGGACACGGCUCGCUGCUACGACAAGCCUCAGAGCUACAUCAUUGACGGCAGGGACCCCGCCAUCUUGACCUACUUGUGCUGCCUGGGCUACUUCGGCGACGUGAGCAAGAACUACAUCCAGUACCUGGCCGACGAGUUCCUGGUCUUUAUAGCCGGCCAGCAGUCCGACACGACGCUGCCAGACAUCGCUCUCUUUGCCCGGAUGUGUGCCGACGGCAGGUUCCGACAGCUGACCGUCAGUGACUUCAUGUACUGGCUCGACAGGAGAACUGACACGUCUUGUCUGAACCCUGGCAGACAGGUCCGGAGUAACAUUGACGGACAGGUCCGAAGUAACCUCAACAGACAUGUCCGGAGUAACCCUGACGGACACGCCCAAAUUAACAACCUAGCAACAGGAACAUGAAAUGGACAUAUUUGUUCAGGGAUGACCAUUUAUGACUAUGUUGACACCUGUUAAAAUGUGUGUAAAUAAAUGGAAUAUUUUAAAAAUAUUGUGCAGAUUGAUUCAAACUAUUGAAGUACUGGCAUAGGCGGAUCUAGAGGUGACUGGGAGGGGGAAAAAUAGCUUGCACAAAAUAUUUUGUUGUUAUUUCAAACUGAAAUGCUAAUACUGGUGUUUAUUGGCAGGAGCUGCUUGAGACCUAAAUACUAAAACAAAAAAGCUCCAGGCUGGCCAAUGCAACUCUCCCCCCCCUUUUGUCUCCCAUCUGUGCCCCAUAUGUGUGUACAGUUCUAAGGAUGUCAACAACUGUACCAGUAUCUGUCUAGGUGCUAUACCACAUCAGACAUGUCAGCCAUAUGUGGUGGUGGAACUAAAACAAAAAG